AUGGUCCAGAAAGCAAUCACACCUCCUGACAGCUCGAGCGAGUGUCACGGCUCAUCUCCGGAGGCGAAAACCACCGCCAAAUCUGCUGCUCCGCCUCGACAAGCGCUGAGUCGUCGGGGCCACUUCAAAUCGCGAUUGGGAUGCUUUAGCUGCAAGCGACGACGAGUCAAGUGUGACGAGCUUCGCCCAGAGUGUUCCCCGUGCAGGCGUCUGGGCUUGUCGUGCAUGUAUCCGACAACUCCAUCGUCAUCUGGCUCCCAGACAACAAUUCGGCCGAAUCCUUCGGUUCUGAACCUUGUUGAUCUGCGGUUCUAUCAUCAGUUUCUUACAGCCGGGUUUCCAACACUUCCUUUGCGGGGGGAAAAGGUUUGGGCGCAAUGUGCUGCCAUGUCCUACAAUUACGAAUGCCUUGCGCAUGCUAUCCUUGGACUUGGAGCUUCACACCUGUCCAAGAAUUGUACCAUAGACUACGAAGCACAGGCCUUGCAACAUCGUGUCGCCGCGAUUAAACUCGUUAAUGAACAGCUGGACAAGCCGCCGCAAAAGCCAAUCGACGCCGAUGCCUUGUUCGCUACCGUUAUUUGCCUCCUCACACAGUCGUCCUUGAUGUCUGACAGCAUGGUGGAAUACAUGACGAUGACGAGGGGGGGGAAUCUCGUCGCCACAACCAUCAUUCCCGACUUUAACGCGUCCAUUUUUAAAGCAUUUAGCCCGGAAGGUCAUGUCAGCGCAUUGAAUGAGAUGGUGCAAGAACAUCCCAAGGAUCUCAAACUGAUAGAGGCGUUCAAGGCUUCUGCGUUGUCCAUGAAGCCUAUUUGCCAAACGGUGAAUGAAAUAAAGUACCUCGAGACUAUGGUUAGCUGCAUAGACGCACUGAAGACAUCUUCGCUCUCUGCCUGGCUGCAUUUCGUCCCUCUGUACAUGAUGCCGUCGACAUUUGGUAACCAAGAAUUUCUCGCCUUUGUUAAUCCGGAAAACUACACCGGACAACUACUGGCGAUUCACAUGUUCCUGCUUGAUUAUGUCCUCGGCCGGUUUUGCCUUCCGCUUGAGGAGGAGCCUAAAUGCCCAGGCCGGAAACUGACCAUUAUAUCGUGGACCAAGAAUCUUGCUCAGUCGCUCCCAAAACCUUACCAACCAUAUAUCGAGUGGCCACUGCAGUAUUGCGACGUACUAGAGAAGCAAGACUCUCGGUACCUACUUAGCCCUUGA
This is a messenger RNA of Pochonia chlamydosporia 170, 1212 nucleotides long. RefSeq names its product C6 transcription factor. Bases 1 to 1212 code for a protein of 403 amino acids. NCBI's taxonomy places the organism in Eukaryota, Fungi, Ascomycota, Sordariomycetes, Hypocreales, Clavicipitaceae. Gene Ontology annotation, molecular function: zinc ion binding; DNA-binding transcription factor activity, RNA polymerase II-specific. The transcript has 3 exons. Gene Ontology annotation, biological process: regulation of transcription by RNA polymerase II. The record is from RefSeq and is a predicted model, not a curated record.